Messenger RNA from Cooperia oncophora, 969 nucleotides. Lineage: Eukaryota; Metazoa; Nematoda; Chromadorea; Rhabditida; Trichostrongylidae. The record is from the annotation of a GenBank genome assembly.
AUGACUCUUCUUGAUCGCAAUCUAGAGAAACUACGUGAACAAACAGCUGCAUUCAAACCAGCCACAGUUUUCUAUGUUACUCAUGAAGCUUUAGCUGCGAUAGCGGUUGGUCAUUUUCUUGUUACCGUGUUCGUCCAUGGUAUGAAAUAUAUCCAUCGUGACAUUAAGCUGACAAACCUUUGCAUUGGGGCGGGCCAAUUGAACACCCGGAUUUACUUGAUCGAUUACGGUGACACCGUAAAAAUAGGCAAGAAGAUCAGAUACGGUACACCUGAUGGCUACACGUUGCCAUUUUGGAGUAUAGACGCUCAUAAGCGCGCACCCGCUCGUGAAAAAACUGACAUUGAGUCAUGGUUCUACGUGUUGAUCGAUCUACUUUCUCCCGGAGCGCUACCUUGGGCAAAAAUCACUAACGAACAGGAUAUGGAAGCCGAGAAAACGAGUUUUUGGGAAGGGCAACGUCAGAUGCCUGAUUCUCCGUUCGUGUUUGCGCUUUUCGAUCUCAUACGAAAGUUGACCAGCAAUUUCGAUCAUCAGUUAGCAAGGCGAAUACUACGCGAAGCCAUAGAACAUCAUCUCAAAGGGCCGUUGGUACUAGAAUGGGCACCUAACAUGCGUGUUAAUUUGGCCCCCCUCACUGGCCGACGAGUCGUUAACACUCAGCUAGGGGUUGACCAGACUAUGCGAACCAUUGACAAAACGUCGAAGACGAUGGCGGACGAAGAAUCCGUUCGUCGAAGCAGCGAUCAAGUUCGGAACAGACAAAAAGAACGAGUCAAGGGCAGUCCUCGUACCAAAGAAACGCGAGGGUCAAAUGAAGCUUCUGUGGAGGUACGAGGAACGGUGUCUCAAAACAGAGCGCCCUCUGUUGACGAAGACGGCGGCGUUAAACGUAAGCCAGUGGUGAAAUACCUCGCCGGUCAGGUACCAGGCAUGACUGCGCAGCGAAAAAAAAAUGUCGCCUCGUAA